CAAAUAUGGAUUAUGAUGAUGAUUUCUUCUUUGAAGAGGAUAAGAUGUUGGUUUCAUAAACCUGUUUAUUGCAUUCUUGAUAUGUGUUAUAUUUCAGUUUAAAUGUGCUUGUUUUUUUCUUAUAACAUGCAUGUUUGUAUGCCACGGUGUGAUGGAAUAGUUUAAAGGAUCAAAUGGUAAUAUCUAUAAGUAACAUUAAUAAGUUAAAUAAGUUUCAUGAAGACUUCAAAGAAAAUUGUUUUGUUCCAUUAACCACCGUGUCAUUGGCUAAUGUGCAGAUGCAUCAAUUUACCAUGAUGGAAGAUCGCAUACCUGAUGUAGAACUGGUCAAUCAAGAUCAGUCUCUUCAUCAACCACUCAACAGCACAAUGGCGAUAGAUGGUACACUGCAAUCAGGAGAUGAACUUGUAGCAGUGAAUGGAACAUCAGUGAGAGGAAAGACAAAAGUUGAAGUUGCUAAGAUGAUACAGUCAUGUGAUUCUCAAGUCAGUAUUAAUUACAAUAAAUUACAUGCUGAUCCUAGACAAGGUCGUACACUUGACAUAGCUUUAAAAAAGGUGAAACAUAGAUUAGUCGAAGGAAUGGGAAGUGCGACGGCAGAUGCGUUAGGACUAUCGCGUGCAAUUCUUUGUAAUGAUGCGCUUGUGCAGCGAUUAAUUGCAUUACAGCGUACAGAAAAUUUGUACAGAGGUCUGGUUUCUCAUGCUAAAUAUACUUUACAUGCUUUUUUUGACCUAAUACAAGUAUAUAAAGUAUUUGGUGAUGCUUUUGCUGCAAUAGGAGUGAGAGAACCCCAACCAAGAGCUAGUGAAGCUUUUAGGCAAUUUGGGGAACAACAUAGACAAAUGGAAAAGUUCGGAGUAACAAUGUUAAAAGCUUUGAAACCCAUAUUGAACGAUUUGGGCACAUAUCUUCAUAAAGCUAUUCCAGAUACUCGAUUAACUAUUAGUAAAUAUGCUGAUGCGAAAUUUGAAUAUCUUUCUUAUUGCUUGAAAGUAAAAGAAUUGGACGAUGAGGAACAAAGUUAUGCAGCAUUACAGGAGCCUCUUUAUCGAGUAGAAACAGGCAAUUAUGAAUAUCGAUUGGUGUUAAGGUGUCGACAAGAGGCACGUGCAAAAUUUGCUAAACUUAGGUCAGAUGUUCUUGUGAAACUUGAAUUAUUAGACAAUAAACAUGUUCAAGAUGUUGUAUGGCAAUUGCAAAAGUUUGCGGCUGGUUUAGCAAAAUAUUAUUCUAAUACAAGAGAUUUAUUAUCUGCUGUAACAUUAUUCCCUGUUGAAGUUGAUUUAUCACAUUCUGCAUUUCAAUAUAAAUCUACUGGACCUCAAAUGAUAACUGAUGGAGAAGAUGUAGAUGAGUUUGAGCCAGAAGAAAAGUCGAAUACAACCGAAGAUUUACUUAUAGAUACGCAAAAUAUUUCAGUUGCAUCAGAAUCUGAUAACAUAUAGCAAUGUGUUUUUAAUUUACAAAGAAUUCUGGGAACUGUUACGCUCUUCUAAUUAAACGUUUUAGAAGAUAAUUAACGUAAUAAUGUUUCCCUCGUAUUUUACACUUUACUUCCACUAGUUUUUAUAAAGUAAUACCAAA
This is a messenger RNA of Megachile rotundata (alfalfa leafcutting bee), 1587 nucleotides long. It is a transcript of the gene PICK1, whose product is annotated as protein interacting with PRKCA 1. Gene Ontology annotation, molecular function: protein kinase C binding; phospholipid binding; protein domain specific binding. Gene Ontology annotation, cellular component: postsynaptic density; neuron projection; synaptic vesicle. Gene Ontology annotation, biological process: dendritic spine maintenance; receptor clustering; positive regulation of receptor internalization. Lineage: Eukaryota; Metazoa; Arthropoda; Insecta; Hymenoptera; Megachilidae. The record is from RefSeq and is a predicted model, not a curated record.